CCGUCCCCGUCCCCGUCCCCGUCCCGGCGCCGCCCGGAGGGGACCGCGGAAGCUCCGCCCUCGCCGGCGGCCCGGGCGGAAGGGGGGUGGCCGGAGGGGAAGCGACAGGGGACGCGGGAGCGCGCGGGCGGCCAGGGCUGUCAGGCCCUCGAGUGUGCUCAGAUGGAUGGGACAGAGACCCGACGGCGGAGGCCGGACAGCUAUGGCAAACGGGGGGAACUGGGGCUACCACGACGUCCCCUGGGCACGGCGGGACUCCCUGCAGCCUCAGAGGGCGGAUCUCCGAGGGUCCCCGAGAGCCAAACGGUGGCCCCCAGCCCACUGGAGACCGAGCCCAGCAAGGAGACCGCCGUGUCCAUCGGCCUCCAGGUGGCUGUACCCUUCCUGCUGGCAGGCCUGGGGCUGUCCUGGGCGGGCGUGCUUUUGAACUACUUCCAGCACUGGCCCGCGUUUCUGGGAGUUAAAGACCUGUUGACGCUGGUGCCACCCCUGGUGGGCCUGAAGGGGAACCUGGAGAUGACGCUGGCAUCGAGGCUGUCCACUGCUGCCAACACGGGACAGAUCGAUGACCCCCGGGAGCAGCACGGUGUCAUCACCAGCAACCUCGCCCUGACCCAGGUGCAGGCCACCGUCGUGGGGCUCCUGGCUGCGGUGGCAGCCCUGCUGCUGGGGGCCGUGUCCCGGGAGGAGCUGGACCUGGCCAAGGUGGAGCUGCUGUGUGCCAGUAGCAUGGUGACAGCGUUCCUCGCGGCCUUCGCCCUGGGAGUAUUGAUGGUCUGUAUCGUGACCGGCGCCCGAAAGCUCGGGGUCAACCCGGACAACGUCGCCACCCCCGUGGCAGCCAGCCUCGGGGACCUCAUCACGCUGUCCAUCCUGGCUUUGGUCAGCGACUUCUUCUACGGACGCCGAGACAGCCGGUUUCUCAUGCCCGUGGCCUGCCUCGGCCUCAUGGCCCUGACCCCGCUGUGGCUCCUGGUCGCCAAGCAGAGCCCGCCGGUCGUGAAGGUGCUGAAGUUCGGCUGGGUCCCCAUCGUCCUUGCCAUGGUCGCCAGCAGUUUUGGAGGCUUGAUCCUGAGCAAAACCAUCUCUAAACAGCAGUACGGAGGCAUGGCCAUAUUCACCCCCAUCAUAUGCGGUGUCGGUGGCAAUCUGGUGGCCAUUCAGACCAGUCGCAUCUCCACCUACCUGCACAUUUGGAGCACGCCUGGGGUCCUGCCGUCCGGGAUGCAAAAAUUCUGGCCAAACCCUUGCUCCACGUUCUGUACGUCAGAAACCAACUCCAUGUCCGCUCGAGUCCUGCUCUUUCUGGUCGUGCCAGGCCACCUGGUUUUCUUCUACGUCAUCUCCCUGCUGGAAGGCCCGUCGGUCCCCGACAGCGGGACUUUCGUGGUGCUCUACCUGCUGGCAGGGCUGCUGCAGGUGACAAUCCUGCUGUACCUGGCGGAAGUGCUGGUCCGGGUGACGUGGCACCAUUCGCUGGACCCCGACAGCCACUGCAUCCCCUACCUCACGGGGCUCGGGGACCUGCUGGGGACCGGCCUCCUGGCCCUGUGCUUCCUCGUCGACCGGCUGCUCCGAGGCACACUCGGGCCGGACGGGGUCCCCGAACUGGCACCCGGACCCCCCUGACCGGGCUCCGGUGGCCCCAGUGGCUCCGCAGAACCUGCCCUCACGACAGCGGGACACGGAGUGAGCGCAGCUUCGCCCUCGCCGGGUCUUCGCCGCGUGGUCGAGCCCUGGCUUCUGCAGCUGCCUUUUGUCAUUGUCAUCCUGCCGAGGGGACAAUGCUGUGGUCGGUACCCCGGGCCGUGACGGAGCCCUGAGAUCGGUGGCAUGUCAUCGGAGUGUGUCCGUGUGACUAUGUGUCUGUGUGCUUGGAGUGCGUGUGCGGAGUGGGGGUCCAGCCCGAGACACCAGGGGGACAUGUGUCCCUGUGCCCGGCAAGGUGUUCGGUCCUGUCCCUGCCGUGUGGCCCAGGUCGGGGUGGAUCUCUUUUUUGUCCUCGAGCCUCAGGGCUCGCGAGCUGUGGCUCAACUUCCAUCUUCAGCAGGGCCAAGGUCUGGGGGUCCCUCUGCGGCUGCGCCCUGAGACCGUGCGGCCCCCCCAGGACGGGGCCUCCUCGCACCCCCCUUCCUCUGCUCCCAGCACUUCAUCUUGUCACCUGCUUUGUUUUGAGUUUCCUCUUUCUUUGUCAGCAAAAAACCUUUGUUUGGACUUCAUGGAUCAGAGAAGCAGAAAAUAAAACAUUGAUCACAUUGUA
Lemur catta (Ring-tailed lemur) is the source of this 2260-nucleotide messenger RNA. RefSeq names its product solute carrier family 41 member 3-like. Gene Ontology annotation, biological process: monoatomic cation transport. Gene Ontology annotation, cellular component: plasma membrane. Gene Ontology annotation, molecular function: monoatomic cation transmembrane transporter activity. Lineage: Eukaryota; Metazoa; Chordata; Mammalia; Primates; Lemuridae. The record is from RefSeq and is a predicted model, not a curated record.